Rana temporaria (common frog) is the source of this 1714-nucleotide messenger RNA. RefSeq names its product zinc finger protein OZF-like. Gene Ontology annotation, molecular function: RNA polymerase II cis-regulatory region sequence-specific DNA binding; DNA-binding transcription factor activity, RNA polymerase II-specific. NCBI's taxonomy places the organism in Eukaryota, Metazoa, Chordata, Amphibia, Anura, Ranidae. The transcript is spliced from 5 exons. Gene Ontology annotation, biological process: central nervous system development; regulation of transcription by RNA polymerase II. The record is from RefSeq and is a predicted model, not a curated record. The coding region runs from base 75 to 1490 and encodes 471 amino acids. Gene Ontology annotation, cellular component: nucleus.
GUGAUGCUGAUCUCUGGAGCUUUGGUCCAGAUUUGGAGCACAACAAAGAGAGGGUCGUGUGCAGUGAUUACAGCAUGGAUUACCUCCAGUAUACCGACCAGUUCUGUGACCUGGAGGAAAAAGACAAGGGAUUGGAUCCAUUCCCAGAAAGGAUCCUAAAAAUCACCAUGGAGAUCGCCUUCCUCCUGACUGGUCAGGAAUACAUCCUGGUGAAGAAGCCGAGUGACCUCCGCAUCCCUGGAGGGUUCAGCCUGGAUCAUCUGCCUCCGACAAGUGAGAUCAACAACAAUGACAAGAUUCUAGAACUCACUAACAACAUGAUUCAGCUGUUGACUGGAGAGGUCCCUCUCAAACAUGAAAAUGUUGCAGUUUUCUUCACCACAGAUGAAUGGGAGUAUUAUAACGAACACAAGAGCCUCUACAGCGACACCCCUAUAGAAGCUAUAGAAACUCCGCGAUCUGAGCGAUUACAACGCCGAACAGUUCUCAAAGAAACAGCCAAGCCGAAACCAAGACGCGGAGGAACUAAAAAAGUGAGAGGGCCGCGAAAAAGUAGGUACAUCAAGAAAAAGGACAGGAAGCCUCCCUCCCAGGAUAACCAUACCUCAGAAAACGGUACGGGGUACAAAACUGAUGACAGCGAGGAAACCUUUGACCCCCGAUUGAUGGUGAAGUGCAAGGAGUGUGACCGCAAAUUCCAGAACAAGGCGGCCUACUUAUCUCAUCAGAGAGCACACACCCGGGUGUUUAAAUGCAACAUUUGCGACAUUUUUCUGUCUAACAGGCAGCUUCUUAUCCAGCACAAGAAGCAGCACGCUGAAGCGAAGCCGUUCGCUUGUCCCACCUGCGGCAAGCAUUUCCCCCGCCUCGUUAACCUUGAAGUACACCAGCGAUUACACAGCGGCGAGCGCCCGUUCUCCUGCACCGAAUGCAGCAAAGGUUUCUCCUGCCUGGCGAACCUUAUUAAACACAGUCGCAUUCAUACCGGAGAAAAACCAUUUACCUGCACCGAGUGCGGGAAAUCCUUCGUCAAGAGCUCACAUCUGUCGCGGCACAAACGCAUUCACACGGGCGAGAAGCCAUACACCUGUGAGGCUUGCGGCAAGCGUUUUACAAACAAAGAAAAUUUGGUGACCCAUCGGCGCUAUCACACGGGGGAGAGGCCUUUCUCGUGCGGCGAGUGCGAUAAAAAGUUCUCAUUCAAAUCGCACAUGGUCAUCCACCAGCGCAUGCACACGGGCGAGAAGCCGUUCACGUGCACGGAUUGUGGCCGGGGUUUUGCAGAUCGCUCGCACUUGCUUAAGCACAUGCUUUGUCACACGGGUGAGAAGCCGUACCCUUGUCAACACUGCGGGAGGUCCUUUGCCCGGCGCUCGCACUGCAGCAACCACGAAAAGACGCACAUGCGUGAAAAGAAGUUCCAGUGUUCUGAUUGUGGAAAGGGGUUUGGGCUGAAGAGCCAGCUGAAGAGGCAUUGGAAGACCCACUAAGGAUUGGAAAUAAGACUCUCUCUUUUUCUUCUAUAUGGAGGACUAAAGCAAGGGGGAGCUCUUUCCAAUAACGUUUAAAGGACCUUGAAUUGCUAAUCGUGCUGCUGAGUAAGCACUUCGAUCCCAAAGAGUUCAGGAUCGAGUAGAAGAUAACUAGGGUUGUCCCGAUACCACUUUUUUAGGACCGAGUACAAGUACCGAUACUUUUUUUCAAGUACUCGCCG